AUGCACAGACACGCUGCCUACCCAUAUGCCAACCCGGCUCCCACCACCACAAGAUACUCGGGCACCUCCUCAGCCUUCUCUGCUUCAGCAAACCCCAACGAAGACUGGACCAAGAUUUCAGAUCUUGCUGAGCGCAGGCGGAUACAGAACCGCAUUGCCCAACGCAACUACCGCAAGAAGCUCAAGAAGAGGCUCGAAGCCUUGGCGAGUUCUUGUGCUACCACGCCUCGUACCACUCGGAACAGCAUACUAAUCGGGUUGCAGGAGCGUCGUGCUGCCUCGAGCUCAGCUUCACCUGAGCAGAAGCCUGCUGAGCUGCAGCCACCACAGCGAUCCCCGCGCCAGGAGUUUCCUUCUCCGUCAUCUUCGGAAUCCUCGUACACCACCCCACCUGCUGAGGAUCGCAUGUUCUCGCAUCAGUACACACGCCAGCUUUCCACCAGCCCACCACCUCCCUUCUCCGUAGCAUCGUAUUCGUCGGCAUACCCAGCACCAGAUGCAGUUGCAUACUCAAUGCCGUACUCCACCUCGCCCUACCACACAAUACCAACCACCCUCACACCGGAGAUGCCGAGCUACACUUACCUGCCACCGCCUCACUCGUCCUCGUACUCGACUGGCCUACCAAGCCUUGUGCCGAGCAUGAAGAACGAGUACUACGCCGACGAAGAUACGAGUCCCUUUGGCGUGGGCUACGCGGCCAUUUGCGGGAACGACAUCCUACCACCACACUCUUACGCAGACUCUGUAAGGAUCCCCACUCGCCAACCCUACUAUGCAUGA
Messenger RNA from Alternaria arborescens, 783 nucleotides. RefSeq lists its product as hypothetical. Gene Ontology annotation, biological process: regulation of DNA-templated transcription. The transcript has a single exon. Bases 1 to 783 code for a protein of 260 amino acids. Gene Ontology annotation, molecular function: DNA-binding transcription factor activity. The record is from RefSeq and is a predicted model, not a curated record. NCBI's taxonomy places the organism in Eukaryota, Fungi, Ascomycota, Dothideomycetes, Pleosporales, Pleosporaceae.